Molecule: messenger RNA, 1503 nt
Organism: Anisakis simplex (herring worm)
Lineage: Eukaryota; Metazoa; Nematoda; Chromadorea; Rhabditida; Anisakidae
Source: the annotation of a GenBank genome assembly
AUGAAUAACUAUCAAAGUUAUGGCGAUGUGGCUUGUUACACAGUGGCUGGUCGUGUGGUGACAGUACUUUACGCAUGCGUUGGUAUCCCGUUGAUGUUGAUAACGUUGAAUGAUCUCGGCAAAUUCCUCUACAAAGCAAUCAAUCGAAUUGUAAAACUUUGCAAAUGUCGCAAAUGUUGUACAUUUUUUAAAACGAAACCACAACAAAUAGCACCCUCGGUGAGCACUUGCUAUGAGCAAGACGUGGAACUUGGUCUGCCAAACGUCGGUCGCUCGGUGUCAACAGUUCAACAAGAUUCAGUCGAGUUUCAACUGAGCAUCGACGCAGAUGAGGUGAUGACAACGGAUGAGUCGAACGAGGUGAAUCUGGAGCAAGAGCUUGUGCAACCAGGACCACCGCCUCGUAUGCCGGUCAUGGUGGCGGUUGGCGUGACCGUUGGAUGGAUCUUCUUUUGUGCGGCCCUUUUUAAAGUUUGGGAGGCGAACUGGACGUACGCCGAGAGUUGUUACUUCAUGUUUAUUAGCUUAUCGACUAUUGGUCUCGGUGAUGUGGCCGUUAAACGCCGGGAUUUGAUGGUUAUAUGUUUUGUGUUUGUGAUAGUUGGUCUUUCGUUAGUUAGUAUGUGCAUUAAUGUUAUUCAAACCGCAAUCGAAGAUGUCUACAUGAAACUUCUGAUGAGACUUCUUGUUGAAUAUCAAUCCAAGUUAGCUGAAGGCGGCGAUCAGGUUGAUGCCUCAAAGGGUAUGAUGAAAAUGUGGGGUGGCAAUCAUGCGGCAAAGUAUUUAAUGCCUUUGUUAAGUAAAGAUAAGCGUAUGACUGCAAUGGCAAAAGUACAAGACGAAGCUGAAGCGCAAGGUAUUGAAAUACCGCCAAUUUUCUCAGAUUUAGACGACGACUCGGGUAUGCCGAAAAUACUGACGAUCGACAACGAUCGCAAAGAUUCACAGAUGUCUAUUCUACAAGCAAUCGACCACGCCAAGCACAGUAUGCUUCAUGUGCCCGCUCCUCCAUCGUCCUCUUCACUCAGCCUCGUUUGCCUUGAUGCCGAAAUACAAACCGACAACCACGUCUAUUUGGAUAAAGAAGAGCAGACAGAAUCGACUGAAAUGCGUGACUCGGGUAUUGAUACAGAGAUUAGAUUUGCGAGCUAUAUUUGCACAGCAGUUCAGUGUGGUGAUGGUGAUAUGGAGAGGAUUAAUGAUGAAACGCAAACAGUGGUUAUCGAGAUGAACAGUGCGGAAGUGAUGACCUAUUGCGAGCCUUCCACUGAUGUUACACGGACAAAUCAUCGUGUUAAGCGUGCUCGAACAUGGGCUCGCGACUACAGGCAAGACCAGCCAAAACGAUUGAGCCCGUCAAAAAUUCAAGAAGAAUCCGAUUCCUCAGAAGAGAGUUUAGAUUGGAAUCCGAUUGACGGAAUGCACGCUGAGAAGCAACGGCCGGUGCGAGAUUUGACGCGAUUUUUCGACAAAAUCAGAAGUCCGAAGAGCGCUGAAAAAUGA